CCACGGCCAUUCAAAGCCUAGAGGACUUGUAGACCAUAGAUAUAUAGUAUGUAUCUAUGUGUACGUGUAGCCUCGACUCCAGCCCCUUGAAUAGCUGUAGAGACCAGCCCCACCCCUCUUUCUGGGAAACCCCCUUUUGCAAAAUCUACUUGUAUGUGGCUGGUUUGUUUUGAUCAUCUGUGCUAUUAAAAUGGAUGUGAAGGAAGAGACUAAGUCCUUGCUAUCUCAUGGUACAGGCGCUCCUCAAGACUGGUGCUGUUCCUUUGCUGGGCCAACUUCUCUCUAGUGAUAAUGUCGACCUGCUCAUACCAAUAGUAGGCACUCUACAAGAGUGUGCAUCUGAGUCCUCCUACCAGGGUCUGAUCCAGAGUGAGGGGAUGCUGGGAUAUUUGGUGAGAGGUCUCAAGACUGACAACCAAGAGCUGCAGAAACACUGUGCAUCAGCCAUAUUCAAGUGUGCGGAGGAGGAGGUGACACGAUCGCUGGUACACUCUCAUGAUGGACUCUCACCACUGGCUGCACUACUCAAGGUCACUGACAACAAGGACCUCCUCAUAGCCGUCACUGGGGCUGUAUGGAAGUGUAGCAAGAGCAAGGAAAAUGUCAUAAAGUUCAAAGAGUUGAAAGCAGUUGAGCAACUGGUAUCACUGUUGGGCAAUCAACCUGAAGAGGUGCUGGUGAAUGUGGUGGGUGCUCUGGGAGAGUGUGCUUCUCGAUAUGCUGACAGUAGAGUGGUCAUACGCAAGGUUGGUGGGGUAGCCCCUCUCGUUCAAUUACUCACAGGCACUAAUCAACCACUCCUCAUCAACACCACCAACGCUGUGGGUGCCUGUGCACUGGACCAGGAGAGCAUGGCUGUGAUUGACAAACAAGAUGGAGUACGGUUGCUGUGGUCUCUACUUAAAUCACCCAAUGAUGAUGUCCAAGCGUGAGCUGCAUGGGCAUGUAUUGAGAAUGCCAAGGAUGCUGGUGAAUUGGUGCGAUCAUUUGUGGGAGGACUGGAGCUCAUAGUGGGGUUGUUGAAGUCCCCUGACCACGAGGUCCUGGCUAGUGUGUGUGCAGCCAUUGCUAAGAUUGCCAAGGAUGAGGAGAACCUAGGAGUCACCACUGACCACGGUGUGGUACCACUACUGGCUAAACUGACCCAUACAACGGAUGACCACCUCCGACGUCACCUUGCUGAUGCCAUGGCCAGGUGCUGUACAUGGCGUAACAAUCGUAUUGCAUUUGGAGAGGCGGAGGCAGUAGCUCCACUUGUCUCCUACCUCAAGUCACCUGACCUGGAUGUCCAUCGCUCCACUGCCUGUGCUCUACACCAGCUCUCAAAGGAUCCUGAUAACUGUAUCACCAUGCACGAAGCUGCUGUAGUCAAGUGUCUCCUCCCUAUGGUGGGUUCCACUGACUUUGUCCUGCAAGAAGCUGCCGCUGGUUGUAUCAGUAACAUACGUCAUCUGGCCCUCGCCAAUGAGAAAGAAAAGUUCAUGUGAACUCAAUCUAUAAUAAUUAUAUAACUUGUGAGACUUGUUGAAAACAACUAUAAUUAUGCUGUAUGAUGAUACUUUGAUUGUUAUGUUUUGCUUUGUUUAAAAUACAUUUACAAAGUUAACA
Messenger RNA from Halichondria panicea, 1608 nucleotides. Its product is annotated as outer dynein arm-docking complex subunit 2-like. The record is from RefSeq and is a predicted model, not a curated record. Gene Ontology annotation, molecular function: protein binding. NCBI's taxonomy places the organism in Eukaryota, Metazoa, Porifera, Demospongiae, Suberitida, Halichondriidae. The transcript is spliced from 11 exons.